Molecule: messenger RNA, 2034 nt
Organism: Nannospalax galili (Upper Galilee mountains blind mole rat)
Lineage: Eukaryota; Metazoa; Chordata; Mammalia; Rodentia; Spalacidae
Exons: 2
Coding region: 37-1761 (574 amino acids)
Molecular function (GO): RNA-DNA hybrid ribonuclease activity; nucleic acid binding
Source: RefSeq, a predicted model, not a curated record
GAUUUGCUGCUGGCCACAGCUACUCAUGGAGAGUGCAUGGAGGCAACGAAGAAUCUGCUGGCUGAAUUAGGCAGCCUGGGAUACCGAGCCAGCGCCAAGAAGGCGCACAUCUGCCAGAGGUCAGUAGUCUACCUGGGGUAUAAGAUAUCUGAAGGGGCCAGAUGGUUGACUCAGGCUAUGAAGCAAACCAUCCUGACCAUUCCAGUGCCCGCCUCUCCCCGAGGGGUAAGGGAAUUCCUCGGCUCGGCUGGGUUUUGCAGACUCUGGAUUCCUGGGUAUGCAGAGAUAGCCCGUCCACUGUAUGAGGCCACCAAAGACGGGCCCGACUGGAAGUGGAGCCAAGAGCAACAAGAGGCAUUUGACCGAUUGAAAGAAGCACUCCUUCAGGCCCCAGCCCUGUCUCUGCCGGACCCAGAGAAACCUUUCGCCCUUUUCAUAGAUGAAAGGAAGGGAGUCGCUAAAGGGGUCUUGGCCCAGCAGCUGGGUCCAUGGAAAAGACCGGUGGCUUAUUUAUCUAAGCGACUGGACCCUGUGGCCUCAGGAUGGCCAUCCUGCCUACGCAUCCUGGCAGCCAUCGCCCUGUUGGUCAAGGAAGCCGACAAGCUGACAUUUGGACAAGACUUGAAGGUAACAGCACCACAUACGGUGGAGGGAAUCCUCCGACACCCUCCCGGGAAGUGGAUGACGAAUGCCCGACUCACCCAUUAUCAGGGGCUUUUAUUAGACUCGCCCCGAAUUACCUUCUCGGCCCCAGUAACUUUAAAUCUAGCCACACUCUUGCCAGACCCAGACCUGUCCUCCCCGGCCCAUGAUUGUAGAGAUGUCCUAUCUGAAGUCUGCCAGACUCGGAUAGAUCUGAAGGACACAAGGAUACCAAACAGUGAGCUGGAUUGGUACACUGAUGGAAGCAGCUUUGUGAAGGAUGGAGUCAGAAGAGCAGGGGCAGCGGUGGUAACACAAGAAGGAGACGUCAUCUGGAGUGCUGCCCUACCUCCAGGUACCUCCGCGCAAAAAGCCGAACUUAUUGCCCUUGCAGAGGCCCUAGAAAGGGCGGAAGGCAAGCGAGCUAACAUCUACACGGACAGUAGAUAUGCCUUUGGCACGGUGCACGUUCAUGGUGCCAUCUACCGAGAGAGAGGGUUCCGAUCUGCUGAAGGAAAAGAACUAAAGAACUUACAGGAAGUCCAGAGACUAUUGAGAGCUAUAGAAAAACCCAGGGCAGUGGCAGUCAUACACGUGCCUGGACACCAAGUCAAGAAGACUCCUGAGGCCAUUGGUAACAACCUUGCAGACACGGAAGCCAAAAGAGUGGCCCUCUCCAGUCCUGGAGAUCCAGUUGUACUAGCCGCCCUAGAGGUACCGAUACCAGAACUGCCUACUCUGCCCCCCAAACCUGAUUAUUCUCCACAGGAUCUAGAGUGGAUAAAGAAGCGAGCACCGGAGGGGAGGACUGGGGAAGGAGGUUGGAGCCGGGACCAGGAAGGCAGGUUGAUUCUACCAGAAAUAUUAGGGAAAUACAUGUUAACUAAUUUACACAGAUCUACCCACUUAGGUUGGAAGAAGUUGCUUACUCUUUUCCAAAAUGCACAGCUGGUUUUCCCACAUCAGACUAAAGCAGCAAGACUGAUCACGGGAAGUUGCAACAGCUGUGCGAAACUUAGACCAGCCCCAAAGGAGCUCCACCCAACUGGUAGCCGGGAGAGGGGGAGGGCACCGGGAAGGUAUUGGGAGAUAGACUUCACUGAGGUAAAGCCAGGUUGACGGUAUUGCUUCUUGGGUACAUCACACCCACGUUCGUAAAGCAUCACCUCACCAAGACUCAGAGCUCGACAUAAAGACGUAAAAAGCGUAGAAAGAUCCAAACAACCCUCUAAAGAUACGGCUAAAUCGAACUUGAGAGGAUUUCUACCCUGCGCUGUCUCAGGACUUGCCAAGCAUCCCUGCCACCACUGAGACUCCCUUAUGAAGCUCUCCACGCAGACUGGAUGGGUGAGGAUGUUGCUGGUAAUAUAUUAUCUAGCAACUAACUGCGGA